Molecule: messenger RNA, 855 nt
Organism: Mytilinidion resinicola
Lineage: Eukaryota; Fungi; Ascomycota; Dothideomycetes; Mytilinidiales; Mytilinidiaceae
Exons: 2
Coding region: 97-756 (219 amino acids)
Molecular function (GO): protein binding
Source: RefSeq, a predicted model, not a curated record
AAUGCCAUCAUCUCUGGAAAGAUCUGCGAUGUUGAUGAGACGAGAAUUACUUAGGUUGGAGCGAACAAGUUCUUCGUCAACAAUGGAUACAACCCGAUGACCUCCCUCUAUGCCAAUCGAAGGUACUUCACAUCAAUCCGACCAGGAAGUGGCAAUCGAACCUUGUUGAACGUCAACACCGCAACUUCUGCUUUCUUCAAGCCCAUCAGCGUGACUGAUUUCGAGCGAAAUCUGGAACACGAGGAAGGGAGACCGAAGCACUACAGCCGUCGCCAGGUUGAGAGGCUGUUGCGGGGAAAAGUACUGAGGAUUGCUUAUGAGCGGCCUCAGUUAGCAGGAAAGCCUGAUCCCGACCUUGACCACCACAGGCUGAAAGUGUUCCAAAACUUUGGACAAUCUCCUCCGAGUCAAAUAUUCACUAAUAAGCAGACCGGAACAAAAAUAAAUGUUCAAGCAGGGUAUCGAGAGUGCGGUAUCGAAUUGAAGUACCCUAAUUGGCCACACGUCAACGUUGGAAUUCCUGGUGCAAAGGACUCUAAAACUGGCGGCUUGUGGAUUCCAGGAGAACUGCUCGAAAUUGUGCCCAACCAAUUCGUCGGCGAGACACUGAGUAAGACCCAUAACUCCGAUAUGAUGAAACACGCUCUUCGUAAACCGUUCGAGAGUGUUAAUUACAUAUUCAAUGAGGGCCUUUACUUCCUAGAGAUUAGUCCCGAUAGAGUAAAAUCUGGUAUGUUGAUGUUGUGGUCUAGAUGAAGGUCAGUAGAGGGCAGAUAAAUUACUUCAAAAACGUCGACUUGAAGAGCCCUUCCGUGGUAAGGAGGACAUGGAGCGCAUCGAUAGCUACAUGACAUA